GCAAUAAAAGUGCUCAAUAAGCAUAUAAAAAAUCUUGCAGACUUUUGGGGGCGUACCUUGAUUUGCAGCAAUCUUUACAAGAAACCACAAGUUUGCAUACAAUUGCUCAUUAUAAUCUUAGUAGAUCUACCUCACACAGUGAAAGAUGUUGCUUUUAAGUGCUAUUAUGAUUUUGCUACUUUCUGGACAUUAUUUUGCUCAAGAUGAAACCAACAUCACUCACAAUUAUUGUUCAAGAAUGGGGUUCACACUUUGGAGCAGUUUGACACUAACUUGUAGUCGAAUUUGCAGCCAACAAGCAGAAAGCGAUCGCGAUCUAGAUUUAUGGUAUAUUCUACCAGGAGAAAAUUUGCUCCGUCAACUAGAUCUCCAUAAUAACUUUAGUUACAUUAUUGGUGGGAACCCGCAGAAAAUAAACGAAUUUGAGAACGAUGCUGGAGUAAUUUUAAGUUUAACCAAUAACAUUAACAACAUCGAGGAUGUGUGUAAUGCAGGUGAAGUAAUUGAGUAUUCACUCACCAUAGAGAACACAGGGAGAAGUAUUGAUGGGCUUACGGUUACUUGUGGAUCUAGAAAAAUUGAGAAUGAUAACACCACUGACCAGAUGGCUUCAAACUCAACCGUGUUAUACCUAAAAAGUCAAAUUACAACAUCCACAAUCUCUAAAAUAACGGUGUCUCCUGGUAGCAGUACCACAAUCAACUGUACCCGUCAACGCUUUCCUGAUAGAGAGGUCUCUAUACGUAAUCGAUGGAGACUUCAACGAGGUGAAGACAUAAUCAUCAUUGAAGAAGAAGCAGUCAAUCCGAAAGUAAAUGGAUUUCUUAAUGAAACUGGCAUAACUUUGGAAUUGACGAAUUCUGACAUAUGUACAUAUAAUGGAUUUGUGAACUACACUCUUACUAUUGGAAACAUUAACCGAAAAGUUGCCGGGAUGUUAAUAACAUGUGGAGCUAUAGACAAAAUAACCAAAAUAAAUAGUUCAACCAACAUCGAUGAUGUAUGGUAUGCUGACCACUCAAUGGAACUAGUUUUACAGAAUCCAGUUUCAACAACUUCACAAUUUGAGACGAGUGUUGCUAAUGGUGGCAACUUCACCUUUAAUUGCACUCGUUCAUGUGGUCUACACAUUGUCGAUAUGUGGAGUCUCGAACUUCAAGACAGGGAACCCUUUCUUAUCAGGGGCAAAGAUCAGCAAGAAAUAUUUGAAAAUGAAACUGGUGUGACAUUGAAAUUGACGAAUACAGAUUGCGACGAUGAUGUUGUUGAGUAUUCCUUAAGCAUUUGGAAAAUUACAAGAAACAUGGAAGGUCUCAUAGUUAGGUGUGGAACUUUCUACAAUGACUCACGAGACGUGUGGUAUGCUCCACAUUUUAUAAGACUGAAAAUAGAUAACACGACUGAGUUUGAAGCUGCCAUAUUAGCCACAAUGGCACAGCUGGAGAAUUUCAAAACGACCAUUGGAGGUACACUCGGAACAAUUUUGCCAGCACUUUUAGCUGCUAUCGUUGUAACUUUACUGAUCAUCAUCAGAUACCAAUAUAAACUUAUUAAGGAUCUAGGAAAAGUUUCUGCAGCUUCUGUCGUAUCUAACCGUAGUAGUACUGAUCCAGAUUAAUGUUUACAUGCACACAAACUCAUAUAAAGUGGCUAUAAUUUAUCGUUUUAAACCCACACGUUCUCUCUCAAUCUGUCAUGGAAACAUCAUCAUGUUUGAUUUAAUUACAAGCAUAA
Messenger RNA from Halichondria panicea, 1734 nucleotides. RefSeq lists its product as uncharacterized. The coding region runs from base 146 to 1618 and encodes 490 amino acids. The record is from RefSeq and is a predicted model, not a curated record. Lineage: Eukaryota; Metazoa; Porifera; Demospongiae; Suberitida; Halichondriidae. The transcript has 5 exons.